Perkinsus marinus ATCC 50983 is the source of this 3962-nucleotide messenger RNA. RefSeq names its product DNA-directed RNA polymerase II 135 kDa polypeptide, putative. The record is from RefSeq and is a predicted model, not a curated record. The transcript is spliced from 14 exons. Gene Ontology annotation, molecular function: ribonucleoside binding; DNA binding; DNA-directed RNA polymerase activity. Gene Ontology annotation, cellular component: nucleus; RNA polymerase I complex. Gene Ontology annotation, biological process: DNA-templated transcription. Bases 1 to 3768 code for a protein of 1255 amino acids. NCBI's taxonomy places the organism in Eukaryota, Perkinsozoa, Perkinsida, Perkinsidae.
AUGCCUCAUAAGGCGGUGAAAUCUCAAAGUAAACUACCAGAAAAGGAGGUGGAGAAGUGGACUCCCUUUGACCAUCCACACUACGUACAAUUCAACGCCCCUGUCGAUGCUUGGGGCGCUCGACUCCUCAACGAUAGUGUCAAGCCUCAUGUUGACUCUUUCAACCUAUUCGUAAUAACGGGGCUCACUCCCGAGGCAACCAAUGAGAUCCUCGGGCUCCUUCCCGAUGAUAUCUCCCCUGCCGAAAUGACUUGGCAUGAUGGGACCACCGUCCGUUGCUGGUUAUCUGACUUGUCCCUGCAUCAGCCCAUUCGUGGAGAGGACGUCCUAGACCCUCGCCUUCUACCCACUCACUGUCGCCAGGCCCACAUUACGUAUUCUGGGGAGCUCUCAGCGACAGUCAACGUAUCGCUUGGCACGGGGGAGCCGCCGGUCCAAAUGGCCCGGGUACCGCUGGGAUUGGUCCCCAUCAUGGUCCGCUCUGAGGCAUGUCAUCUCCACGGUAUGCCCCCCUCAAAGAUGGUUCAAUGCGGGGAAGACCCCGAUGAGAGGGGCGGGUACUUCAUCGUCAAUGGCAAUGAGAAGGUCAUACGUCUGCUGAUUAUGCCCAAGAGCAACUUCCCUGUUGCCCUUUAUAGACCCAGCUUCUCCAACCGAGGUCCGCUUUACUCCGCCUACGCGGUCCAGAUGAGGUCCAUGAGACCCGACUUGACCACCCAGACGGUCACUAUGCAUUAUAGGAAGGACGGAACUUGUUGGGUAAGAUUCACCUACCUCAAGAACGAGUACCUUAUCCCUUUGAUGCUCUUGUUGAAGUGCCUGGCUCCUGACGAGCUCAACUCUGAACGAAGCCUCUUCGAGCUCCUCUGUGACGGUCUGAUGGCUGAUACGUUCGUUGCCGAGCGUGUUACGUGUAUGCUGGAGCAGAUGAGGACCCACCCCGAGCUGAAGCAUGUCCAUUCUCGCGAGGAUGCCCUCUACUAUCUCGGCUCUAAGUUCGAGGUGGUUUUCCGAGAGAAGCGUGGGGCAGGGGUAUCGCUCGAUGGAAUUGCACUGGAAGUUGAUGAUGCCGCCAUGAGCCCUGUUGAGAAGUCUGUGUCGGUGGCUCGACGUCUGUUGGAUUCCCUCAUGCUCGUUCAUUGUCCUAAGGGGGCCGAGGGUGGCAAGGCUAAGGUCGAUUGCCUGGUGCUUAUUUUCCGUAAGCUGAUGGCUUUGGUCCGUGGCGACAUUGCUCCUGAUAACGCUGAUGCUAUGGAUGUCCAAGAGCUCCUCCUCCCUGGUCAGCUCUUCGGGGCUCUCCUUAAGGAGGUCCUUCAGUCCUCUCUAUUGAGAUUGGAAGGAGCCUUGGCCAAGAAGUCGCGACAAGCCCAGGUUGGCAAGGGUCGAGCCCCUACUGUACUCUCAGCCGAACUCAUCCGGAACACCUUCAUGGGCGUUUGUGACGUUACUAAACGUAUGGAGAGCUUCUUGGCCACCGGCAACAUUACCUCGAGGAGUGGUCUUGAUCUACAGCAGACCACAGGUUUCACUGUGGUCGCUGAUAAGCUUAACGCCUACCGUUACCUGUCCCACUUUAGGGCUGUGCAUAGAGGUUCCUUCUUCCAAGAGAUGAAGACGACCUCUGUGCGUAAGCUGUUACCUGAGACCUGGGGAUUCCUCUGCCCUGUGCACACCCCUGAUGGUACUCCUUGUGGUCUGUUGAACCAUCUUGCUGCCCCUUGCCAGCCCGUGGUAAGGAUAGCCUCUCCGGAGGGCGUGAUCCCGGGCCUUGAGGAAGAGUUGGCUUCCCUUGGGGUGCAGCUGGUCCGCAGUAGUAAGACCUCUACAGCUAACUAUGGUGCUGGGGAGAAUGCCUACGUCACUCUGGACGGCCGUGUGCUCGGUAAAGUUGCCAGGAGCCGUCUUGAGGCGGUAGCCGAGGAGCUGAGGAGGCUCAAGAUCGAUAAGGAUUGCCCAGGGGUGCCUGCCGACCUUGAGAUUGUGGCCUGCCAGACCCCGGCCUCCUUCGAGGGCCUCUGGCUCUUCACUGGCCCUUGUAGGAUGGUCCGCCCCGUUCGGGACCUGGCCACUGGUAACGAGGAGCUUGUUGGUCCUAUGGAGCAGGUCUUCCUCAAGAUAGCCGCUACUAGGGAGGACUUGGAAGCAUCCACUAAAACGUCUAGUGUCCCCGAGAACAUCCCAAUGAAGUACACUCAUAUCGAGCUGAGUCCUAUUUCUAUGUUAUCGGUCAUCGCUGGUCUCACCCCGUUCUCUAACCAUAAUCAGAGUCCUCGUAACAUGUACCAGUGCCAGAUGCUUAAACAGACUAUGGCCAUACCCUAUCUCAACCAUCCUUACCGCACUGAUAACAAGGUCUAUAAGAUUACCUAUCCUCAGUUCCCCAUGGUCCGCACUACGGUCUUGAGCGAAGCGAACUUCGACGUCAAACCCGCUGGCACUAACGCUAUUGUAGCUGUUAUUGCUCACUCUGGUUUCGAUAUGGAGGAUGCCCUUAUCAUCUCUAAGGGUAGUUAUGAUAGAGGCUUUAAGCAUGGUUCUGUGUACAAGACUAAGGUCAUCAACUGCCCCCCUAAGGGUACUGUGGGCUCCCGGCUAGCUCAGUUCCGGGCUGACAACCACAGCGUGAAGGGGGAGAAGGUCGUGAAGGAUCUUGACUACGAUGGUAUACCGUAUAUCGGCCAACAAGUCCACGAGGGAGAUCCCAUCUGCCGUGUGCUCAACAAGGGUACUGGUGAAGCCAAGUUGGAGAAGUAUAAGGAAGGAGAGGUCGCAUGGGUAGAGCAAGUUAAUAUGAUCGGCGGUGGUGGUUGGUGGGGUGGAGGAGCUGGUGCUAGAAAUCCUGGAGGCAUCAAGGACGGCUCUGAGAGGAUGUCCAUUAAGCUUAGACUGCCAAGGAACCCUGUUGUGGGUGAUAAGUUCUCGUCCCGACAUGGUCAGAAGGGCGUUAUGGCCAUCUUGUGGCCGCAAGCUGAUAUGCCCUUCAGUACCUCUGGUAUCUCACCCGACAUUAUGUUCAAUCCUCAUGGUAUGCCCAGUCGAAUGACCAUCGGUAUGCUUAUAGAAUUCAUGGCGGGCAAGGCUGCUGCUCUUACUGGCAUGCCUGUGGUCAACGCCAACAGUUUCCGCCAGUACCGUGGUAAGGGCCUCCUUGACACUGAGCAUAACAACGAGAAGGAUCCCUAUGCUCCUGGUGAUACCACAGCUCAUGAGUACUUCGGAGAGACCUUGAAGAAGUUCGGUUAUGAAUAUCUUGGGGCGGAGGAGCUCUACUCUGGUAUGCAUGGAGAACCGUUGAAGACUCAUAUUUACAUGGGCGUUGUGUAUUAUCAGAGAUUGAGGCAUAUGGUUCUCGAUAAGUUCCAGGUCCGUGCUACGGGUCCCAUCGACCCUCUCACGAGACAGCCCGUGAAGGGUCGUAAGAAGCAUGGUGGUGUGCGGUUCGGCGAGAUGGAACGUGAUUCAUUGAUUUCUCAUGGAACAUCUGCCCUCCUCGCUGAUCGUCUGCUCAAGUGCUCUGAUGCUUGCGAGGACUGGGUGUGCCCCGAAUGUGGAUCCAUCCUUUCCUAUGCUCAUUCACCUGAGACUGUUAAGCGAUAUAGCGGCAGAGAAGCAGCCGCCCAAGCGCCGAUCUGCCGAGCUUGCUCAACGGAAAGAGGAAUUGAAGUCCGCUGCGCUGCCGUCACCCUCCCCUACGUAUUCCGUUACAUGUCCGCGGAGUUUGCUAGUAUGAACAUCCGCUUGAGACUUCGAGUCAAGGAAGAUUACUAAGAGCCUUCGGGUGUGCAGCAGAUUGCUACCAUCAGUACCAUAAUACGUCCGUUAUGCGCACUGAAACGUCGAGUCACGAUAUUCCUAUUGUUUUCAUCACGGAAACCAAACUUAUGCCAUCGCGAUAUCUCCUUGGUCUUACCAGUAUCUCCAUCGGGACAUUUCGUUACUGUAAUACAACGACUGGUUUCUGU